Messenger RNA from Magnolia sinica, 2214 nucleotides. RefSeq names its product polyphenol oxidase, chloroplastic-like. The record is from RefSeq and is a predicted model, not a curated record. Gene Ontology annotation, biological process: pigment biosynthetic process. The coding region runs from base 48 to 1832 and encodes 594 amino acids. Gene Ontology annotation, molecular function: catechol oxidase activity. Lineage: Eukaryota; Viridiplantae; Streptophyta; Magnoliopsida; Magnoliales; Magnoliaceae. The transcript is spliced from 2 exons.
GUCACCUACCCUCUCACCAAAGCAACGCAAGUGCUAAGACCCCAAUCAUGGCGUCGUCCCUCUCAUUUCUUGCAACCACAGCCUCUCCCUUCCAUCACCACCAUUCCCGCCACCCUCGAAAAGCUGCUCGAGCACCCACUCACUUUUCUCCCUCAGCCUCUGGCGCUAGUACUAAUGCUACUAAUGCUAGUGCAUAUGAUAUUGGUGGCGACAAAGAAUCCAUUCUGAGGUUGGACAGAAGAAAUGUUCUCCUUGGAACGUUGGGAGGUCUGUAUGGUGCUGCCGCCCUCGGACGCGAGAAUACAGCCGUCGCUACUCCGAUUGGACCACCGGACCUAUCCAAGUGCAAAACCGCCCACGCUGGUACAGGCGCGGAGGAUGUCAAGUGCUGCCCGCCUUACAAAGACAACAGCGAGAUCGUCGAUUACAAGUUCCCGACAUCUUCCACGCCACUGCGCAUUCGGAAACCCGCACACCUGUUGGAUGCUGAUGACCUGGCCAAGUACGAGGAAGCCUAUAGACGCAUGAGAGCGCUUGACAAAGAGGAUCCUUGGAGCUUAGAGCAACAGGCAAGGGUGCACUGCCAGUACUGCGAUGGCGCGUAUGACCAGGUGGGGUUCAACGACGUCCAGCUGCAGGUUCACUUCAGCUGGAUAUUCCUGCCGUGGCACCGCUACUACAUCCACUUCCAUGAGAGGAUCCUCGGGAAGCUGAUCGGUGAUGACACAUUUGCUCUCCCGUUCUGGAACUGGGAUUCGCCGGAUGGAAUGACGAUCCCCCCCAUUUUUCUCAAAGAGGGGCCGCUCAACGACGCGUUGCGCAACCCGGCUAACCUAUCGAGGGUGGUGGACUACCAAUACAGCCCUACAACUGAGAGCCCGUACACCGACGAAGAACUGAAGAUGAAGAACCUGUAUCAAAUGAACAAGACAUUUAGGGAGUCUCUUCCGCUUCCGGAGCUGUUCUUGGGAGAUCCGGUCAGGGCGGGCGAGGAGGCCUCUGCGAGCAAGACGAUGGGGCAGAUUGAGUCGAUACAUAACGCGCCGCACCAGUUUGUGGGAUUGCCCGAUGCACCGUUCCGGGACAUGGGCAACUUAUACUCGUCGGGUUACGACCCGCUUUUCUACUCCCACCAUUCGAACGUGGACCGGAUGUGGCACAUUUAUAGGCAGAAGCGUGGAAAUAAGGUCGACUUCAACGAUCCCGACUGGCUCAACUCAUCCUUCAUCUUCUUCGACGAGAACAAACAGUUGGUGAAAGUCAAGGUGGCAGACUGUCUCAAUCCGCUGAAACUCCGGUACACCUAUGAAGACGUGGAACUUCCAUGGGCUAAUAGCAGCAUCAAGAAAAAGCAGAAGGCCAAGGCCAAACCCAGAUCCAGAGUCUCGUUGGUCGAGGUAUCCGAGUUCGGACCGGACCCAAGACCCCUGGAUUCGACCAUCAGGGCCCUUGUGCAGAGGCCCAAGAAGUCCCGAACCAAGGGCGAGAAAGAGGAUGACGUGGAGGUCCUCGUGAUUGACGGCAUAGAGAUCCCCGACAAUGGGCCCGUCAACUUUCAGGUGUACGUGGCAGCGCCUUAUGGAGGAAAUUUUGUGGGACCUGACCUUGGAGAGUCUGCAGGGAACUUUUUGAAACUGCCCCACUUCCACAUUAGUAAAAAGGGUGAUGCGGAGAAAAAGAAAUUCAGCCUCAAGUUGGGUAUAUCCAACUUGAUAGAAGAAAUUGAUGCUGAAGGCUCGGAGAAAGUGGUUGUGAGCUUGGUACCAAAAGUCGGGGAUGUCAACAUUGGUGGGAUCCACAUCGAUCUAAUCAAGACCGAUUGGACAGCUUAGAUAAGAACACUUGCGACUGUAGUGGGAGUGGGACCCACCAUCUCUCUCCCACUUCCUUUUGGUUACUAUCUCAUGGUAAGAUUAAGGUUACGUCAGUAAUAAAGAGCUUGACUUAAAGGUUCGAAGAUUCAGUGAAUUCGGUCCUGAGUCGAGUUGCGACUUGACCAAGCAUUCGGCGCAGACAUCCUUCAUUUUCAAUUAUGAGCCAUGGCGCCGAACAGGAUUGAACUUGACCAAGUUCAAGCUUAUUCCAACGAGUCGACAAUCCAUGCUUGAUUUUAUUCUGCUUUUCCUAGGGUCGUGUAGGUGUGUAUGGUAUCAUAGGGAUGCCCUGUAAGUUGCUCAUGUCUGUUUACGUUUAUGAAUAAUAAAUAUUGGAUGA